AUUCUGGGGAUACUUGCGUUUGAGGCGAAGAACGAGGACGCGCGUCUAGCAGCCACACUCAACUAGGCAGCUCUCCCCUAGCUUUACUGCUCGCACAAUAUCGGAAGGAGAGCGAAGAAACGCUACGGUGGACAGGUGAAGAUGGAGAAAGUAUUAGGACUUGCCGUGAUGUCCAGUAUGUUAUGUGUCGGCUCGGUUUUGGGGAAAUAUGUCAGAGGAAUCGUCAACACAAAAGAGGACUGGGUUUUCCUCACAAGGUUUUGCUUCCUGACUGAUUUUGGCAGAUUGAACUUCAAGUUCCGAUACCCCAAGUCCCGAUGCUGUCAGAACAUAUUGCUCUACUUUGAUGAAAGCUCUCAGUGGCCAGCUGUGUACAAAAGGCCGGACAAGGAUUGCUACCAGAAAGAGUCAGUAUUGAGGCCUGAAAAUAAUCAGGUCAUCAACCUGACAACCCACUACACCUGGUCUGGAUGUAUGGUGGAAAGCGAAGGUAAUGAAGAGAUGCUGAAUUGUGUAGGAGGUCGAAGUUUUCGUUCUGUCAGAGAGAGAUGGUGGUACAUUGCGCUCAGCAAGUGUGGGGGAGAUGGGCUGCAGCUGGAAUAUGAAAUGACAUUAACCAAUGGACAGUCCUUCUGGACCCAGCAUUUCUCUGCAGAUGAGUUUGGCAUCCUGGAGACAGACGUCACGUUUCUGGUUAUUUUCGCCACUGUGUUUACACUGUCUUGUUAUUUUGCUUAUAAUUUAAAGGGAAGACAGCUACUCCAUACAACCUAUAAGAUGUUUAUGACUGCGGCUGGAGUGGAGGUCUUAAGCCUGCUUUUCUUUUGCAUUUACUGGGGCCUUUAUGCCAGAGAUGGAGUUGGGAAUGGCAGCCUCAAGAUAUUAGGGAAAUUACUCUUUUCUGUGAGCUUUCUGAUUUUCUUGCUCAUGCUGAUUCUCCUGGGGAAGGGGUUCACAGUGACCAGGGCAAGAAUAAGUCACAGUGGCUCUGUGAAACUAUCGAUUUAUAUGACAAUAUACACCAUCACCUACAUCAUCCUUUUCAUAUAUGAAGCAGAAUUCUUUGAUCCAGGCGAGGUGCUGUAUGCUUAUGACAGCCCUGCAGGGUAUGGUCUAAUGGGUUUGCAGCUGCUUGCCUACGUAUGGUUCUGCUACGCUGUGCUGGUGUCCCUCAAACAAUACCCCGAAAAACAACCUUUCUACAUCCCCUUCUUCACUGCGUACACUCUAUGGUUUUUUGCUGUGCCAGUCAUGGCUCUGAUUGCCAACUUUGGCAUCUCUCGCUGGGCCAGGGAAAAGAUUGUGAACGGCAUCCAACUCGGCAUCCAUCUCUAUGCCCAUGUCGUCUUUCUGGCCAUCACGCGUCCAUCAGCUGCCAAUAAAAACUUUCCCUACCACGUGCGGACGUCACAGAUAGGAAUCCUUCUCUCCAGUCCUAAAGGCAUGCGGGCAGAAAGCUUCCCUCAUCAUGCUUAUGGGAAUAGCUCCUUCCUAGGAGACUCUCAGCCAAACUUCACAGAGCUCUUCUCCAUCCACUCAGACCCUGUGAAGACAAUAGAUGAGACAGUGGCUCGGAAGGGACAGGAAGUGCCAAGGAACAGCGAGCACAAGAUCAUCACCACAACGGCGGACUUGUCAUCUACAUUCGUCCCUCUUCCUCCUCCAAUACCACCACGCAGCUCUGCACACUCUACCCCUCCUCCUAGAUUAACGUCCCACUUCACCGAAUAUUUUAGUAUGCAAAGGGCCACAGGAAUGGGCCCCAAUGCCUAGAGCAGGCCAUAGAGGAACUGGCCAUGCGGAAACUACCUUCAAACAUCUAUGAGGUGGAAAAGAGUUCAAUAUUUCAAUAGAUUAGGUUAAGGCAAGCGUGAAAAAGUAAAGCCAUUUUCAAAAAAGUUACCAAACAUCUAUAUCUUUGAAUUUGUAAA
Messenger RNA from Carassius carassius (crucian carp), 1931 nucleotides. RefSeq names its product transmembrane protein 145-like. Bases 142 to 1773 code for a protein of 543 amino acids. The record is from RefSeq and is a predicted model, not a curated record. Gene Ontology annotation, biological process: response to pheromone; G protein-coupled receptor signaling pathway. Lineage: Eukaryota; Metazoa; Chordata; Actinopteri; Cypriniformes; Cyprinidae. The transcript is spliced from 15 exons.